AUGCGACGUGGCUGUGUUCUGCAGACCGCCGCGGACCGCACCGCGCGGGCCCUCACGCUGCCGCUGCUGCUCGACACUGUGCGGCGAGAUCCCGGCAUGACGGCUGUGUAUUACGCCAACCGCUACUUUGGGCGGGAGCGGCAGAUGGAAGUGACGCGGCUGCUGUGGGGCGAACUGAAACUCUACGGCCAAGUCAUUAUUGACCGCAUCGACGGGCCGGAGGAGCCACCGCGGUGGUACCCCGUCUUUUCACUGCCACGCAAAAUGCACAAAAUACGUCGCCACCGCCCGGAAGAAGAAGACCUCAGUGUACUGCAGCAGGGAAUAGAACACGGAAGCUCAACACCAGCAAAGAUGACAGGAGAAGGAGAUAGUGAAGCAGCCGCUUCAUUAUCAGCCGCAGCAGAGGAUGGUAUUGUUAGUCUUGUUCAGGCAAUGCCAGGACAUGAUAUUCAAUUCUACAUUGGUGAGCUUUCUACAGCUUUGCAACCAUAUGCUCCAACAGCGUUUAGACGUCUCCGUGAGGCGGGAAUAAUAACUAGGGAACAAACACCACAGGGUACCUUUGUCUGGAGAUAA
Trypanosoma theileri is the source of this 579-nucleotide messenger RNA. RefSeq lists its product as uncharacterized. NCBI's taxonomy places the organism in Eukaryota, Euglenozoa, Kinetoplastea, Trypanosomatida, Trypanosomatidae. The transcript has a single exon. The coding region runs from base 1 to 579 and encodes 192 amino acids. The record is from RefSeq and is a predicted model, not a curated record.